This is a messenger RNA of Cyphellophora europaea CBS 101466, 1575 nucleotides long. RefSeq lists its product as uncharacterized. Lineage: Eukaryota; Fungi; Ascomycota; Eurotiomycetes; Chaetothyriales; Cyphellophoraceae. The transcript has a single exon. The record is from RefSeq and is a predicted model, not a curated record. Gene Ontology annotation, molecular function: DNA-binding transcription factor activity. The coding region runs from base 1 to 1575 and encodes 524 amino acids. Gene Ontology annotation, biological process: regulation of DNA-templated transcription.
AUGGCCCAACAAUUCAUGUCGUCAGCCGAUAGCCGUUGUGCCCGAGAUGAACAGCAACCCCAGGUUAAAAAGCCGUAUGUGCGUGUAAUGACAGAUAGGCGCCGAGAGCAGAAUCGACGAGCGCAGAAGGUCUAUCGGGAGAAGCAGAAGAAGCGGCUCGAAGUGUUGGAGGACCAGGUCGCUUCGACAGGACUCGACAGCGCAGCAGCGAAAGGCCGCGCAAAGAAGGAAAUACCGCGUUCUGUGCCUCCUUCUAUCCAAAUGUCCAGGUCCCCUGAACCCAAACCCGAGAGCGAGGAAUCCUAUGCACCACUACCAACACAGAACAUCAUCAACUUCAACGAGAUCUUCCAGCUCAACGGCGACAUUCCCGUUACCAACGAGCUGUGCACGCUUGACUACAUGCCAUUGCAAAUCGCUCCUUCGCCACCAACCUUCGCAGCCACUCUUCCAAUUCACCACAGUACUCCAUCAUUUCUGCCAGACCCCGAGCCAGCCUUAGACUAUCAAGACAACUACUGGCCAAUACCUCCCUCCGACCCUUCCCAGCCAUACAUACCCCCAGUCUCCGGAGACUACAUGUCCGGCUCCUUGACCAUCCUCUCACGGCCCUACGCUUACAAGCGACAACGACAACUCCUCGACAUCCAACACCAGCGCGACAGCUACGGCUCCGACACAAUUCCCCACUCCCAGUCCCAAUCCAGCCUCCCCUCCCCACACCUCAACAACCUCCACCUCGCCGCCGAAUCCCCCCUCACCGCGUCCCUCGCGAUCGCCCUCUCCCUCGGCAUCUCCCGCACCCACUACCUCGAAGACCACCCCUCCCAAUUCCCCACCUGCUUCCUCACCAUCACAGCCACCAUGCCGCCGACCUGUCUCCCCCCCGCCAACGACCCCUCAGCCCACAGCCUCUUCUCCAGCCACGCCGUCAUGAUCCCUCCCGCGCUGCGCCCCCGGCCGGUGCAGUACCUCCACGCCCACCCCAGCUACCUCGACUGCAUCGUGUUCCCCACCAUGCGCGAGCGCGCCGUGCGCGCCAGCGUCGAGGGCCGUUUGGACCAUGUGGAGUUCUUCCUCGACCUCAUGCAUGGCGGCUUGGUGUGCUGGGGCGGCAGCACACCCGCGGGAACGUGCAAUACGCGGGGUGGGAAAAGGGGACGGACCGACGUCAGAGGCGCGCAGGGCCAGGUGGCGUGGGACACGCGAAGUUGGGAGGCUAAAGGCUGGUUUUUGAAGAAGUGGAGUUGGCUGUGUGGGGAGGAGGCCGAGGAGGAGGGGAAUGGGGAGGGAGUAUGGGAGUGCUCGAGGUGGUGGUGGGGAGUGCGGGGGGAGGAUUGGUGUGGUGAUGAAGAUGAGGAUGGUCACGCUGAUAGUCAGGGGGAAGGAAGAGGAGGAGGAUAUGGCUGUGGGUACAAUGGAGAUGCAUACCCAAGGACGGCCAAGGACCAGUGGUCGCAUGGCUGGCGGCAGGGCAGAUACGAGGGCGCCAGGCGCUUCGAGGAGAUUUUGGACGAGGCGAAGAGGACGUAUGUGCCUAUGGCCGGGACGGAGACUACGGUUGGCGUGAUUUGA